CUUCAAUGUCUAUAAAAACACCAUGUGUGCUUCCUUCAGGAACCAUCAUAAGGCAAAUUGGACCAUCGGUAUCAGCGCAAAGUGUGUCUGUUGGGCUAUUGCCUCGAUCAACUUCAUCAACGCCAGCCACUUUUCACUAUACCGCUGCAGUUUCUAACAAGCAAAUGUCGCCCGCUGCAGAAGUUUCAUUUCUUUCUUCCGCCAUGCCUUCUAUACAAAUUUUCUCUUCGGAAACCGAGAUUCGGACCAUACCACCAGCAGCGCCUACACAAGAAACACCGAUAUUGGCUUCGAAGGGUGCGGCACCAGAAACCAUUGCAGCUUUAAAUUAUCCUGAUUAUUUAAUGCCGCCAUUGGCGACGUCUAGCAGAGCUGCAUCCGAUGAGUCUACGGUGAAAAAAAAUUCAUUAACAGAAACAGUAAAAUUACCUCUUGUUACUGGGUCGCCAUCGGUCUUGAAAACUGCGUUUCCUUCGUCGAAAACAGCCACGGUAAAAACAACCACAUUGCCCAUUGUUUCGCCGACCCAGCAUGAUUCCGUUGAUAUGGUUGAUCGAACAAAUUCUAAUGAUGAACCGAUAGAAUAUGAUGAUACAGUGGAGCACAGCAACAUAACAGAAAAAGUUGGUGAAAAUCAGAAGCAGUGCGAACGAGUACACACAUGCUGUUCCUUGUGUCGUGCGAAUCGUAAAAAAACAGAAACAAGAAAUUCACAAAUGUUUGUAAUGAUUAGCGAUAUGUUCAAUAUCUUAAAACCUAUGGCAAAUGCACGGCUUAACGCGCUUUCGCUUGACAUAGAAAAAAUCAAAAGUAUUGAUGAAUUAGCUGAGUUGGAUAGCAAAUUAAAUGACAAGCAUUUUUUCUAUGCAACAACUCAGCGCAUAGAUGCUGAUAUAAAUGCUGAAGAUGCAAAUAGUAGGAUACAUCAAGCUCUUGAUAGACUUUACGACAGAAAUUUUUUUGUUACAUGCAGUUGGUCGGGAAGAGGUAACCCAGAACCGAAACACAAAUUUAGUGAAUUUAAAAAUGUGUUACGGCUUUUUCAAUCAAUAGCAACAAAUCACUUUGGCAUAGAGGUCGAUUAUGCUUAUGUUGAGACCUACAUUCAAGGUAAAUUGAAACAUGCACCGGCAAGAACGAACUUAAAUGAAUUUAAAACAACUGCAACGAAACGCAAGCGAAAUUAACCAUUAACCGAAAUUAACAUUAAAUUGAAGUCAACUGAACGGACUGUGAUGUACAUACAAAUAUUAUCUUCCAAGUCAUUAAAGCUAAAUUUUAGACAAUAGAGAAUAAGAACAAGAAGAUGAAGUCAACUGAACGAACUGUGAUGUAUAUACAAAUAUUAUCAUUUAAUCUAUUUAAGCUAAAUAUUAGACAAUAGAGAAUUAGUACAAUAAGAUGAAGUAAACUGAACGAACUGUGAUGUAUAUACAAAUUUUAGCCUUUGAACUAUGUUAGCGAAAUCUUAAAAAAGGCUGUAUAUUUAACAUUUCUCUAAACAAUAAUGAUUUAUUUUCCAAUAGGCUAAGAAAAGUUAAAUAGCCGUAGAAAGACUGAAUAUUAAUGAUGGAAACUGCGAUAUUUGUAAAAGCUAUGAGCUAUGAUUAAAUGAAUUACUAUUUUAUUAUAUAAGUGAAUUCAACGGAUACGGGUAACAUAUAGAAAUAAAAUUAUCAAACAAACCAAAAUCUGUUUAAUUUUUCAUAUCAUAAUGCGUGUAAGCUUUUGGGUUCGAGCUUAACUUUAUUACUUUAUUAUUGCUUUAUGCUUUAUUGAUCCGAACUGGCCAAUGGUUGCGAGAGAAGUGGCCGAGCGAUCGGCCCAUCCGAUCGCUGCUUCCUCAUUCGUCCUGCACUAAACUAAUCUAAUUCUAAUUUAAUAUACAUACAAAUACGCUCUGUCUAUUUACUCUAUACCACAAGGUGAUAUCCACUUUAGGUGGUGUAUAUGAGAGUGGCAUUGAGAUUGCGGCAUCUGAUCA
Anopheles gambiae (African malaria mosquito) is the source of this 1984-nucleotide messenger RNA. RefSeq lists its product as uncharacterized. The transcript has a single exon. NCBI's taxonomy places the organism in Eukaryota, Metazoa, Arthropoda, Insecta, Diptera, Culicidae. The coding region runs from base 6 to 1187 and encodes 393 amino acids. The record is from RefSeq and is a predicted model, not a curated record.